AUGGAUUUGAUUUCUACAUAUAUUGGGUUUGAUUGCAGAGGUUUAGAGGAAGUUGUUGCGGCCAAAAUGGACGACGCUACUAGACAAAUCAUGAACGGCUUCAAUCACUUCAAGACUGAAAAUUAUAACAAACAUCCUGAGUUGUACAAAGAACUUGCGAAGGGUCAGACCCCAAAGUUUAUGGUGUUUGCAUGCUGCGACUCUCGUGUGAGCCCCUCGAUUAUCCUUAAUUUCCAACCGGGAGACGCUUUUGUGGUCCGAAACAUCGCCAACUUGAUCCCCUCAUGUGACAAGGUUCGAUACUCUGGAACUGGGGCAGCCAUCCAAUAUGCAGUUUCGACUCUCGGGGUGAAGAAUAUCCUAGUCAUUGGCCAUAGCAAGUGUGGCGGAAUUGAGGGCCUCAUGAAACUUCCACCAGGACCCCCACCUCCUAGUAACUUGGUUGAAGAAUGGGUGAAAAUUGGUAUACCUGCGAAAAACAAGGUGCUAGAAGAGCAUGGCCAUUUAGAUUUUGACAAACAGUGUUAUCACUGUGAAAAGGAGGCAGUGAACCGAUCAUUGAAGAACUUAAUGACUUAUCCAUUCGUGGCAGAUGCGGUGAACCAAAAAACCUUAACUUUGAUGGGCGGUUACUAUGAUUUUGUCCAGGGGACUUUCGAAUUAUUGAACCCAUGA
This is a messenger RNA of Telopea speciosissima, 675 nucleotides long. Its product is annotated as carbonic anhydrase 2-like. Lineage: Eukaryota; Viridiplantae; Streptophyta; Magnoliopsida; Proteales; Proteaceae. The record is from RefSeq and is a predicted model, not a curated record. The coding region runs from base 1 to 675 and encodes 224 amino acids. Gene Ontology annotation, biological process: carbon utilization. The transcript has 7 exons. Gene Ontology annotation, molecular function: zinc ion binding; carbonate dehydratase activity.